Molecule: messenger RNA, 2414 nt
Organism: Vitis riparia (riverbank grape)
Lineage: Eukaryota; Viridiplantae; Streptophyta; Magnoliopsida; Vitales; Vitaceae
Product: F-box/kelch-repeat protein At1g22040
Exons: 2
Coding region: 434-1867 (477 amino acids)
Molecular function (GO): protein binding
Source: RefSeq, a predicted model, not a curated record
CCGGCUCCCAGACUAGGAAGCAAAUAUACUCCAAUAAGGAAAGAGAGAAUGGUCCUUACCGAAACCCCCGAUUAGGGUUCCAACCUUGACGUCAAUUCAUGCUCAAUCUUUCUUGUGAUCAAAGGAUCUACGUUUUUGUAUUUGUGGAUUUUGAUUUUCUUGCUCCAUUACCUGCUUGAUUUUGGGUGGAUUAUUCUGAGAUCGUCGUCUUGUUUCGGUUGUUUUCAACGUUUGACCUUGCAUUGAUGGAUGGUGGAAAGCGAUUUCAUGUAGCUGACCUCAAGUAGUUGAGAACUUGGGACUAAGGCUCUGUAGAGUUGAGUGUUGAUGUGCUUGUGGUACAGUAUAUUAGUCUUACAGCUAUUGGACUGAAGAGGGGUUUGAUAAAGUAUCAAAAUAACCCAGGAGUUUCUUCAGAUAUUGUGUGAUAAAAAUGGGGUCUUUCUUGAGCUUGGCUGGGCCCAAGAGUAGGACAAGCGAGCAUGAUGAGGGGUCUCAGCAUGAAACCUGCAAGAGGCAAAGGAUGUCUUCAAGCUUUAAUGAGGAAAAUCCAAGAUUGAUUCCUAGCCUUCCUGAUGAGAUAUCAAUCCUUAUUCUUGCUAGACUUCCAAGAAUUUGCUAUUUUGAUUUGAGGUUGGUGUCACGGAACUGGAAGGCAACCAUUACAAGUCCAGAACUCUUCAAUUUAAGAAAAGAACUUGGAAAAACAGAAGAAUGGCUAUACAUAUUGACUAAGGUUGAAGAAGAUAGACUUUUGUGGCAUGCUUUGGACCCUUUGUCAAGAAGAUGGCAGAGGUUGCCAUCAAUGCCUAAUGUUGUUUAUGAAGAAGAAUCUAGGAAGGUUUCAUCUGGGCUUUGGAUGUGGAAUAUGGUGGGGCCAAGCAUCAAAAUUGCGGAUGUAAUUAGGGGCUGGCUUGGGCGGAAGGAUACAUUGGAUCAAAUGCCAUUUUGUGGUUGUGCUAUUGGAGCUGUUGAUGGAUGCCUCUAUGUUCUUGGUGGAUUUUCCAGUGCUUCGACAAUGAGAUGCGUCUGGCGUUUUGAUCCAAUUUUAAAUGCAUGGAGUGAAGUGACUCCAAUGUCAACAGGCAGGGCCUACUGUAAGACUGGUAUAUUAAACGACAAGCUUUAUGUUGUUGGAGGGGUUAGUCGGGGCAGAGGUGGAUUGACUCCUCUUCAAUCUGCGGAAGUUUUUGAUCCUUGCACUGAUACAUGGUCUCAAAUACCAAGCAUGCCAUUCUCAAGAGCUCAGGUGUUACCCACUGCCUUUUUGGCAGACAUGCUAAAGCCUAUUGCCACCGGAAUGACUUCAUACAUGGGAAGAUUAUGUGUCCCUCAGAGUUUAUACUCAUGGCCUUUUUUUGUAGAUGUUGGAGGAGAGAUUUAUGAUCCUGAAACAAAUUCAUGGGUUGAAAUGCCAAUUGGUAUGGGGGAUGGUUGGCCUGCACGGCAGGCUGGUACAAAAUUAAGCGUUGUAGUAGAUGGUGAAUUAUAUGCAUUUGACCCUUCCAGUUCCCUAGAUAGUGGCAAUAUCAAGGUUUAUGAUCAAAAAGAAGAUGCUUGGAAAGUUGUUAUAGGAAAGGUUCCUAUCUGUGAUUUUACAGAUUCAGAAUCUCCAUACUUACUUGCUGGGUUUCUUGGCAAACUUCACAUCAUCACAAAAGAUGCCAAUCAUGACAUUGCUGUUCUGCAGGCUGAUCUGCGUGAUAAUUUGGGUUUUCCCCCAUCAACCGCACCUUCUUGUUCAGCUACCUCCUCACAUGAACAUUCUGAUUUAUUGGCAGAAACAGAAACAGUUGUUUGGAAGGUUAUUGCCACAAGGGAUUUUGGAACUGCAGAACUGGUCAGUUGUCAAGUUCUUGAUAUUUAGUAGUGUAUAUAAGAUGGCUGAUCAACCUUGGUGUUGGUGUCUUGUAACCUAUAUUAAUAUGUUAUAUGGUGAGAAGAUCACUACCAUCUCUUAGUGUGGGUGCAAGCACAUAGGACCAGUGUUUGAUGAAAAUUUCAUUCUGCUGCAAGGGUAAUAGUUCAUCAUUUGGAUAGGAUUUCCUUAUGUUUCUGUGACCAGUAUUUUCACAAGUCAAAAGUUAUAAUAUCCAGAAGAUCAUUGGCAAGUUUUUCAUCUGUUCUUGACCCCUGCAUCCUUUGAAUCUGGUGUCCUCUUCAUGUCAAUUGCCAAUGUUGUUGGAUUUUUCAGGUCUGGUAUAUUGGAUCAUAAUCUAUUUAAAGAUGAACCCAUGUAUUUCUUUUGUCUUCACUGAGACAGGAUUUUACCUUGGUUUUCAUGGCUAGUGGUCUGUCCGCAGAAUCAUGUAUCCUCUCUCAUUGUAACUGUAUGAUAAACUUCUGUAUUAUUUUUACCAACAUGCAAAUUUAAUAUAUUUCUAAAAGCAUGCUGCAGUUGCCUUAUUGCUUCA